UGCAGGAGACCCCGGCGCGGGGAGGUGACGUCACGGAGCCGGGCGGCGGCGCGUGAGGCGCAUGGUGUCCGCGGCGUGGGGCGGCGGCGGCGGCGGCAUGGAGCGGGACCCCGGCCCCGAGGGCGCGCGCCGGGCGCUGGGCCGCCUGCUGGAGGCGGUGCUGGCGAGCCGCGGCGAGGCCAACGCCGUGUUCGACAUCCUGGCCGUGCUGCAGUGGGGCGUGGGGGGCCCCCCCGCGACCAGCCUGUUCCCUCAGUCCGAGGACCACGAGGAGACCCAGGAGGCGGUGCGCGCGUGCAGCCGCCUCUUCGGGGCCCUGCUGGAGCGGGGAGAGCUGUUUGUGGGCCGGCUGCCGUCCGAGGACUCGGUCAUGGCAGGGUCCCAGGGGGCUACGCGCAAAUACAAGGUGUGGAUGAGACAUCGGUACCACAGCUGCUGCAACCGCCUGCAGGAGCUUCUGGCUCACGCCUCCUUUGAGGUCAAGGAGCUGGCUCUCAGCACGCUCAUGAAGUUUGUGCAGCUGGAAGGAGCCUACCCCCUGGAGAAACCUAAGUGGGACGGCUGCUACCUGUUUCCUCGGCAGCUCUUCAAGGCGGUGGUGGAAGGCCUGCUUUCUCCGGAGAACGACUGCUCGCUGCUCCUGUCCCGGUUCCGGGAGUACUUGGAACACGACGACAUCCGCUACCACGUGAUGCGGGCAGCCACGGACGUCGUGGGCCGUGUCGCUGACAGGUACCCAGAGGUGCCGCUCACUUUCUGGAACAACGCCUUCACGCUGUUGUCGGCUGUGAGCCUCCCCCGCCAGGAGUGUAGCUUCUCCACCUUCUACGUGAAGCACGUGGAGCUGUCGAGCACGUGGAAGGUGGUUCAUCUGAAGGAGCAUAGGAAGGCGUUCCAGCUGAUGUGGCUCGGUUUUCUCAGGCACAAGCUGCCUCUCAGCCUCUACAAGAAGGUGCUGGUGGUCAUGCACGACUCCAUCCUGCCGCACCUGGCCCAGCCCAGCCUCAUGAUCGACUUCCUGACCCGCGCCUACGACGUGGGGGGAGCCAUCAGCCUCUUGGCCUUGAAUGGACUUUUUGUCCUGAUUCACCAGCACAACCUCGAGUACCCUGAUUUCUACCGGAAGCUCUACGGUCUCCUGGACCCGUCCGUUUUUCACGUCAAGUACCGGGCCCGGUUUUUCCACUUGGCCGAUCUCUUCCUGUCAUCCUCCCAUCUGCCCGCCUACCUGGUGGCGGCCUUCGCCAAGCGCUUGUCCCGCCUAGCGCUGACGGCGCCCCCCGAGGCCCUGCUCAUGGUCCUGCCCUUCAUCUGCAAUCUGCUGCGCCGGCACCCUGCCUGCCGCGUCCUCGUGCACCGCCCUCUGGGCCCUGAGCUGGAUGCCGACCCCUAUGACCCUGAAGAGGAAGACCCCGCCAAGAGCCGAGCUCUGGAGAGUUCGCUGUGGGAGCUGCAGGCCCUCCAGCGGCAUUACCACCCCGAGGUGUCCCAGGCCGCCAGCGUCAUCAACCAGGCGCUGUCCGUGCCUGAGGUCAGCAUCGCACCGCUGCUGGAUCUCACAGCAUUUGAGGUCUUCGAGCGGGACCUGAAGAAGAAGGGCCAGGAGUCGGUACCACUAGAGUUCAUCCCCGCCCAGGGUCUGUUGGGCCGGCAGGACGACCUCUGCGCCCAGCACUUCACGCUCAGCUGACCCUGUGGCCUCCCCUCCCCCCCUCGGCCCCCAUAAGUGGUUUCAUGGGAGAGCCAUUGGGGUGGGCCGUGGGUGGCUAGGCAGGGGUCUGGGGAGGUGCUGAACCCGUCUACUGGCUCCUGUGGUGGCUGGGUCCACAGGUAGACGUCCACAGUGCUAGCCACCCUAUGUCUACCUGCAGCACCGCCCCCCCCCCCCCCCCCCCGCACUGGAACGUGGUGUCCAGGGGUCUCUCCCUCCGCUGAAGCCUGGUGGGGAGGGGGGCUGCAGAAGUGGCUCCUGCCAUGGGGCUCCAGGUGCACUGGUGUGGCUUCUGCCAGCCCUGCAAGCUUCCCCGGGCACCCCAGACUCCCCGGGGCCCUUGUAUCCAGGGAGGGUCUGGGCCACGCCCCCCACCUUUCCCGUGCAAUUGGACUCUUGUGACUCAGGAGCGACAGUGAGGGCUUUGUCCUGGUUAGUCUUGGGGCGCACAGGGAGCGUACAUGCCCGUUCCUGACCAGGUCCAGAGGAGGACACCUUUGUCCCCUGACCCCCGGGGUGCCGGAGCGUGUGUGCCCCGUCAGAGGGAGUUAGCUGGAGGCCGCUUCACCCUUCCAUCCUUUCCCCGAGCAGAGUGGGCACCGGCAGCCAUGGGCCAGUGGCUUAUUUUGUGCCAGGGCGUUUGUUCCUUCGAGGCCCCAUUUCUGCCAGGCGAGCCUGCUCCUUGAGUCUGGGUUUCCUCUUAAAAAAUCUGCUUGUCUGGGGACAGAGGAGUCAUGUGUUUGAUGGCAGCUCACGUGGGCUGGGGGGCUGGCAGAGGCACAAGUGGGGGUGGAGAGCCCACGAGGGAGAGAACCCCCCCCUUGCCCUGCAGCCUCCUGAGUUCCCGGCAUACCCCCACCCCGCAGGAGCGCCCUGGGGUCACAGAGGGCAGUUGUUUGGCCAGUUUGGUCUCUGGGAGCUGCUCCUGUGGCCUAAGACCCUGGUGUGCCUGGUGGGGGCUUUGCCCAAGGGGUGAAGGGGCACCUCUUCUCUGUACAGGGUUGUGUGAGUCAGGGACACUAGCGCCCCACCCCCCAGCUGGACUGCCCUGGCUCCCUCCCAAGCUGGUUCCUGCCCCAGGGCCUUUGCACUGCUGUUGCCACAGCUUUCCCCUGGUCUUCAGACCCCAGGCUGAGUGAGGCCUUGCAGAGUGGUUACAUCCUGUGUGUAACAGCGUUUUGUGUGUCCCACCUGGCACGUACUUAUCUUCGUGGCCCGGCUGCCCUGCAGCAGUCCGCAGACUGUCCCUGCCCGCCUUCACGGGGACCGAGGGAGGCUCGUUACUGACCGGCCUUGUCUCCUGGCCCAGGACUUGCCUGGCUCGGAGGAGGGGCUCAUGCACAUUUGUGGGGGAUGGUCUCGAGGCUCCUGAGUGGCCUGCUACCAGAGGUCAUCAGUGCCCUGCCUGAGCCUCGGUGCGGGGACACCAGGGGGCAGCGUGGAUGGGCUGAGCCCUCACCGAUUAAGAAAUGGAUUUUUUCCAAGUUAAAUUAUAAAAGGCUUAAGCAGGUUUUUAUUUUUUUCCGAAAUUCAGCAUCGUGUGUUCUGUGUAGAUUUUCUCAUUCUGGCAGAUUCGGGGACUCCCAUGCCCUGGACACCUCAGUCCACUACACCGCCUGACCCUCAGGGCUGGGCAGCUGCAUUUUGCCACAUUGGUGUUGGGUUGGUGUUUCUUUUUUAUUUUACUUUAUUUUUUUUCCAAAGAUUUUGUUGAGUGAGUGAGCAAGUGUGAUGGGGGGGCGGGGCAGAGGCAGAAGGACAGCAGACCCCCUGCUGAGCUCAGAGCCCAAUGGGGGGCUGGAUCCCAGUACCCUGAGAUCAUGACCUGGGCUGAAACUGAGUUGGACGCUCAACCCACUGAGCCACCAGGCCCCCGGGCUGGUGUUUCUCCACCUCCCGUCCUGGUUGCCCUUUGGGUGGUUGCCUGAGCGGACGUGGGGUGGGGGCAGGGAUGGAUGGAGGAGACAGGGCAGCCCUGCUGGAGUGGCCAGGACAGCCUCGGAGGCUUCUGGGCUGGGGGCCUGAGCACCUGACCGACGUCGGGGCUUCUGGUCCAGGGGAUAUUAGAGCUAGACAGUCAGGGGCUCCUGAACCCUCUGGGAUCUGAGUGUAAGUGCUGGGGUGGACCCUCCCCUGCCAGGCAGUCACUGUCCUAGGAGGUCUGCACAUCCUGGGGAGAGUCCGCGACUGCUGGGGGACAGCGUCUGCGUGGAGGACUCUUCAUACCAUUCAUGGCUCCCAGCCCGCCUUCUGCGGCAGCCCCAGGGUCAGACAUGGGGGUUCUCAGGGACCCCAGACUGGCUGUGGGAGUCAGAUGUCAGGGGGUCUCGACACCAGACUGAUCAUGGGGGUCACGUGGGGGGUCUUGGGAACCCUGGACUGGCCGUGGGGGUCAGAUGUGGGGUGGGUCUCGGGGACCCUGGACUGAGUGUGGGGGUCAGACAUGGGGGGGUCUCAGGGACCCCGGACUGGCCGUGGGGGUCAGACAUCUGGGGGUUUUGGGGGCCCCUGGACUGGCCGUGGGUGUCAGACAUGGGGGGUCUCGGGGAUCCUGGACUGGCUGUGAGGGUCAGAUAUGGGGGUGGGUCUCAGGGACCCUGGACCCACUGUGGGGGUCAGACGUGGGGGGUCUUGGGGACCCUGGACUGGCCGUGGGGGUCAGAUGGGGGGUCUCGGGGAAAUGGGUGUAUAUGAAGUUGGGAAACCCCUGAAAAAGGGCAUCCUUGCAGCUGCUCCCACACCAGGCAGUAAGCGGGACAAAGCCCCCAUGAUGGGAGCUCAUAGGUCAUCAGGCAGAGCAGGGCGAGGGAUUCCUCCGGAGUAGAAAAUGUCAGUGGAGGCCGCCUUGGAUGGAGUGUCCAGAACUGAUGUCCAGGCCCUGGGGGCAGCAGGGGCAGGCAAGAGCCUCUUGGGUAAGGGAGGACCAGCAGCCUCCUGUAUGGUCCUGGGAUGGCGUAGGUGGGUGAUGGAACUUUCAGGGUGUGGGGGAGGACAAGUAGUGAAGGGGGGGCACUUGGGGGUCCCAAGUGCCACGGUGUGUGUGACCCUGACUCCAGGGUCGGUGCCCACGGAUGGCCUGGCCCUUCCCUUCUUCCCUCCACUUGGGGCAGCAGUGGCCACCCUGUGCACUCGGCUUGUCUGCCCCCAUCACCGUGUAGCCACCCCGAGUGUCAAAUGCUACUUCUCUCUUCCCGGCCCAUACAUCUCUCCCUGACACCACCCAACCCAGGGGAGAGGGGGGACCCUGACCGACGGAGACCUCACUCCUGUUGUAUACAGAACCGGAGCUGAAAACAAUGUAUCCUUUUGCAGAAACUCAGGGGUGUGGCAUUUCCUGCCCCGGGAGGAGGUUCACGGGGAGCUGGCCCUCUUGUUCAGGGGGCCGGGGACACAGGGACCCUUCCGGUGCCCGUGAGCAGCUCCCUGAGCUCCCCGGCUCACUGCCCACCUCCCGGCGUGGAGGCUCCAAUGCCUGUGGGCCCAGAGUCUGAGCAAAAUUCAAAGGUCUUGGGCCAUCGCUGAGGCCGGUGUAGACUGAGCACCUACUGUGCGCAGGAGCGUCCUUCCAUUCGGUGCUCAGCGCACACACCUGGCCAAGCCCCUCAAGGGAGGCUUUCCCUCCCUCCCUUGGUCUCCCAUGCCCUGUCCCCUCCAGGAGGUGAAUGGGACUUGGGGGGCAAUGAGGUCACGGUCACCUAGGUCAUGCAGCCGGGCUGAUGAAAUGAGGCGUGUCUGUCCUGGUGAUAAGAAGCGCUCACGCCCCUGCCUGGCAUUUAGCAGAUUAGCUGCAGACAAUUCUAUGUCAGCAGGCGUACUCCUGAGAGGUCAGUCAGCGAGAGGAGCUCAGCGACAUCCCCCCGUCCCCCUGAAGCGCUUUCCCGCUGCACUGUGCCCCUGCACCCCAUUUGCUCGCCUCUGCAGGGGAGGAGAUGGUCCGUUAAUGGAAACUGCCAGCCUCGCUGCCGCUUUCAGGAGCAGGGUGGUGAGGGUUGUGGCUUCGGCCUGCACGCCCAGCCUCAGCUGUCCAAGUGCGCAGUGGGCUGUGCCAGGUGCCAGGGCUGCACCAAAUUACUCCAGCGUUUAGCGGCUUGAACCCAGGUCUCUGCAAAGGGCCAGAGUGGCUGGUGUGGCUCCGUGGCCCCAUGCAGCAGCUUGCCUGCACCACUGCGGAGCAUGCAGGGCACAGGGCAUGUGUGGGCCCCAACGGCUGUCUGCAAGGGCAGGCGGGCGGGUUCGGCCUGUGGGUCGUGGCCGACCACGCCCUGGCCUGGUGACCUCUCUUCCCUUUAGAAGCCACGCCGUGUGCCUGACUGGGCGUCUGGAGAUGGCUCCUGUCCACGGACGUGCAGAUGAACCUGGCCUCCAGGAGGGACCAGUGACGUCUCCUGCCCGUGGAGGAAUCAGCUUUGCGUUUGGGGAAUUUCUUCAGGGCUUCCUGCCAGGCCCGCACCCACGGUUCCCCUUGGGGAUGAACUGGCCAGCCGUGGAGCUGUCCCCCAGGCAGGGGCAGACCUGAGGACGUCUGGGACAACGUGUGCAUUUCCUGCAGCACUUGGGUCGAUUUCUCAGGCAGGGCUCCCGCCCCUCCGUUUGCGUUACUAUGUAACAAAGCACCCCAAACUCAGUGGCAUCAACAUUUUAUCGUGUCCCCAAGCCCUGCGGUCAGGGCGCAGAUGGGGCCCCACCCGGCGGCUGGACUAGCUGUGUGAUGCCUGGCAGCUCUGGCGGGGACAGUGGCGUCUCCCACCGCGUUCUGACGAGUGCGUGGGGGAGAUGCAGGUGAACUGCUCUGGGGCCAUCCUCACACAAAGCCAAGACCUGGGGCUGCAAGCGCCCGAGGUGUGGUCUCUGCAGGUCUGAAGCCCAGAGGUCCUAACGCAGCGAUGGGUGGAGGCCGGAGGGCCGAUGAAUCCUCCCGCAAAAGACCCCGGGGAGCCUUGAAGCCUCGGGAAGCCGGGGACGCAUGGGGUCGACAGGCCGGAUGGAGACCGACGGCGGCCGCAUGCAAGCCGCCA
Molecule: messenger RNA, 6726 nt
Organism: Zalophus californianus (California sea lion)
Lineage: Eukaryota; Metazoa; Chordata; Mammalia; Carnivora; Otariidae
Gene: NOC4L
Product: nucleolar complex associated 4 homolog
Exons: 16
Coding region: 62-1690 (542 amino acids)
Biological process (GO): ribosome biogenesis
Cellular component (GO): nucleolus; small-subunit processome; Noc4p-Nop14p complex
Source: RefSeq, a predicted model, not a curated record